This is a messenger RNA of Oikopleura dioica, 954 nucleotides long. Lineage: Eukaryota; Metazoa; Chordata; Appendicularia; Copelata; Oikopleuridae. The record is from the annotation of a GenBank genome assembly.
AUGUGUCAGCCAGCCUGUUCAGAAGAGGCUGCUCAGGACAUUGGUCAGUCCGAAGUAAGUAACCCCGGGGGAUCGAACUACCCGAGUGUGCUUACCACGAAAGGCGGCGAGUUCAAGUACCGUUCUGGUAUCAGUGGAGGAAGUAACGAUCUCGUUGCGCGUUAUCUGUGCGAGUCCAAUGAUUUCCAGAGUAUCACCGACAAGAAUGCAAGGGAUCUUGGACAAGCGAAACGGGAGCACGAGGCCUAUCAGAAUGAUUUCAAAAAAUGGCAGAAAAGAGCUGGCGAAAAGAAGGACGUUAAAAGAAAGAAGGAGCAGAUUCGUGCAAACUUAGAUAAUCUGAUCAAGGGAUGCAUGAGGAAAGAUGAGCAUUUUGAGAAGCAGCUCCGAGAACUCGUUGUCAAUACUGACGGCCGUCAUGCGCAGUUGAUGACCGAGAUUCAUCACAGCCAGGCAGAGACCGAUGCGAAGAAAGAUCAACUUGUAGGCAUCGAAGAAAGAAUGGAAUACGCUGAACGCAAGAUUGAUGAAAAAAGGUUUGCGCUCGUGAGGGAGAAAUGCUCGACAAAAGAGCUUGUGGCCCUAGAAGCACGAAAACUUCGCAGGGAAAAUGACGCCAGGAAAAUCGAGAAGGAACUGAAGGAGAUCAAGCUGGCGAAGAAAGAAGUCGAAGAUACGAUCGUCGCGAAAAAGGCUGACGUGGAGAAAUGGAAGAAGGAAGCUGAAAACGCCAUUCAAAUCGCGGAAAGCCACUGCGAGCGCCCAACCAAACCGCUUACGAAAAAGCUGCUGACUGACGAGCGGGAGAAGAUCUCUCGUGACUUGAAAAUCAAUGUCAAGAGCUCCGACAAGGAUUACGAAGACAUCAAGCGAACCGCGGACCACAUCUGCCGAGGAAACAAAUACGAGGGCGAGUGUAAAAUCAUCCCAGAGAAAUUCGACCUCAACGCUUAA